UUUUCUGUUUACUGCGGCGACGUUGCGUGUACGGGUACGGCACGACUUUUGACGUUCGUUCGAUUCGGCUUUUCGCUCAUUCAAAUCCGAUCGUCGGUCGAGUAAACACCGUUGUUCGAAGCGUGCGCGCGUCUACUAGUGUGUUCUGUUCUCUGAUCAACAACAAAAACGCUGUUUCGGGCGGUUUUCGAGUGCAAAGCUUGCUGCUGGCAGUUUUCAAGGAUACUGAUUGACGGCUUGUGAGUGAAUUUUGAUCUGUGCGUUGUUUUCCGUUCUUGUGGUGGUGAAUAAAAGUGACCUUGAUUGAUGGAUGCGAUCGCUGGUAGUAGGAAGCAUUCGAUUAUCAACAGUAACAACACCAACAGCAGCAGCAACAGCGGCGGCAACGGCCCUCUAGAAGCCGGUGGCAGUGGCGGUGGCCAAGUCGACGUCGUCGAAAAUAGUAAUGCAAAUAACCCGGCCGGGGCCGGAGCUGCUGUUGCCAUUACAACCGCCGCAAGAAGAAAUCCCGCAAUUCUGCUGGCGCUGGAUUCUGUGCAUCGGUCGCUGUUGCUGAAGAAUUUGCAGUUCGAUCAAGAUCCAAUCGGUGAGGAUGCUGCAAGCGAUAGCGACGUGAGUGCUGGAGUUGGCGGCUAUCGUUUACAACAAGAGGAAGAUCCACUUGAAACGCGGAAACAGUCGGAAGUGCUGAAACAUAUUACAGAACAUCACUUCCCAAAACAGACACACGUCGGCUACUAUGCGGAAGAGGAGGUGGAUGGCAGUGGUAUAGUGAGUCUGGUGAAACAGUGCCGGAUCGAUAGGAAUAAUAACGAGACCAGCACAAACGUCGCGAUGAUGGUGGCCAAGUUCGAGCCGGGGAAGGGUUAUAGUGGGAAGCAGAGGGUGGACGAAAUAGAAACAAGUGAUUUCGAUACGGCUAGUGUAAGUAGCAGUAGUUUGGGGAGUGUGCGCAGCAGUUCUGCUUUCAGUGAAGGAAGCCGGGGGGAUACUGAAAGUGUGGGAAGCUAUGCCAACGAGAAGAUGGGACCAAAUGUGAUAGGGACUGGGGAGAGUCACGUGGUGACUGCUGGAAAUGCUACGAUUACGAUUAACAUUAUCAAUAAGUCUGCCGUUGAGGAUUGUGAUACGAGGCCGUUGAAAACGGGUCCGGAAAUGAAGGCUGUGCAUGUGCAAGUUCCGGAGUGUGAGAGCGAAUCGGAGCGAGGAGUGGAAUCAUCCACGGGGGACGAAGAAGAGUCAACUGAUUGUGAAAGGGGACAAGAGUUACAGAGGACAGUCAGACGAAAUUCUGGCUUUAUUUCGCCGGAACUUAGAAGUGAUUACAGCCAUUAUGACAGUUCGCUGUUCCAAACUGCUGAGAGUCAAGAAUUUCUGGACUGCAAAGGCAGUAUGGAUUCAUCCUACACCGGCUACAAUGAUAGCUCGGAAGAAACCGAGCAGAAUGAGGAUGAAGUCGAUGGCGAUCACCACCACAAACAGAGUCCAAAGGUCGUGACCCAGGAAAUCAUCGAUGAUGAAAACGAACCCAUGAUCAACAUCAUCCAGGAAAUGACCCGCGACAUGCAAGUCACUUCCAUGGUCAUUCUCAACAAAGCUAAAAUCAAAGAACAUCGCAAAUCGCGAUCAGCGGAGAAAAAGGAGCGGCAGAAAAGCGAAAAGAAGAAAUUGGAAAAUUCGCAUCUCAGUCGGCAAAGAAUAAUCGACGAUAAUUUCUGCAACGAAAUUCUCGAUUCAACACAUCAAUUUGACCGCUUGUAUGGAAUUACCCGUAAAGCCGCCGCGGUUGAUGCACCCAAGGAAGUUUUGAGUGAUUCAGCGUUGCAGGCUUCCCUAGAUGGAGACGAAUCAUUUGACUCCUCUAUGUCUUUCGGAAAGUUGGAAGGAAAACCACGGUAUUCAGGACGACCUAUCGGGAAGUUGAUGGCCAAGCGCUUGAGGAAACUCGAUAAGCAAAACAACUGCAAGUCGGAUGUUAAUUCGGAUUCUUCCGCAUCCAACUAUGCCAAUGGACCGAAAAAACCUCCAAGGACGUUUGCCUCGGCCCGGAGUCAUCAUUCCAAAUUCGGAUGGGUCAAACAAUCGGGUUCAUCUACGGAUGCAAGCUCCGGGAAACCGAGUUGUCCCAAAUUGGAAGACCUGGACUCAGAUCCGGAUCUCAUCGGCUGGAAGUUUGACAAAUUGGAUAAGCUUGAGAAACGUGAGAAAACGGAAAAAUCACACAACAUCGGAUGGGUCAUGCCAAAGGAACGUACUAACGAAUCUUCUAUUCCUCCACAAAUCUACAACAUGUUGAACUACUCAGAAGAUGAAGAUCGGAAACGCUCUAUCAAAACUUCCAACUCGAAAGCAGCACCUCAAGCUUCCUGCUGUCAUCGCCGUGAGUCCGAGUUAGGUCCGAAGCUGGAUAUUGAUACGGUGGAUUAUGCACCGGAAACUCCACGCCGCAAGUCCUCGUCUAAUUUGGAUUUCGAACAGUUUGCAAUCAACACCACUAUCAAAAGCACACCUCAUAAAUCUCUACACUUUCCAGCGAACAGAAGAAGGACGGAGCAGUUCCUAGAAACGGAACGGGGCGAAUCUCGCCGGCGACACAGUAGUAAAGAGCACCGACGCCGCACGACCGGAGAUUUUCUGGAACGCGAACGUGAAGCGGAGUCGCGUCAUUUUUUAGAAGACGGCCGAAGAAGUGACCACGACCCGGAUAGUCCGGAAAAAUCCGAACUCUGUCGAAAGUGCAGUGGAAAAUCCGAGAAGAAAUCCUUUCGCAAGGCCGCGGUCAGCCGAACAAAAUCAUUUUUCGAAGCUUCCAAGAGAAAGAUUCACAAGAUAAGCAAGGAUAAGCAGAAGUUUGAAACCCCGAAAAAGUACCACCUGGGCAUCAACCUCAACAAGGAAAACUCCGUCAAAAAGCAGCUGCACAAACACCUGGGCUACACUCCGGACCACAUAAGGUGUGGAUCCUGCCCGAAAGAUUCCACAAUCGUUCGGAACAACCUCACGCAUACGUACUCUGCUCCGGCCCGUAUACCAGCCGACAAGACAAGUCCCCGCUCCAAGCAACCCGUACGAACGACUCUCAAUCUCUCCGAUAACGAAGAUCGCAAAAAGCAGCAAAAACCUCACGAAAUGAAGUUCCUGAAAACGCUAAAAAACCUCCGGAUAUCGCCGAAGAAGCUGUUCAAACCCAACGAUAACGAACCAACGAAACAAAGCCCGAUGAAUUCAAGCUCACCGCGGCAGCACGGAAACUUCCAAUCGUACGACGAUCUCAAUCUGGACAACGUGGCACAGAUGGGAGACUUCCUGAACAACGUUCGGUGGGCCAUGGACAGCGAAAGAUUGGAUGGGCGCGAACAACCGGUCGGCGUGCACGGUGCAGCAAGAUCAAGGCCUCGGCACAUCUCUACCAGCAGCGAAUUUCUGGACCGGCAUCCGGUCGAGCGCCAAUUGUUGCAAGUUGCGGCCGAUCUGCACCGGGAACCGAUCUACCAGGAAAUCUCCCCAAAGAACAACAAAACCAUCAUCAAUGAGUUCAUCAGCGGGGAGACCAACAGUCGGUAUCUGAUGAUCAACAACAACCCGAACGCAAUCUACGCCACUGUGAAUAAAACGGCCAAGAACCUAAUCAAAAGAAAAUCCCUGGAUAGUGUAUGCGAAGAACCGGUAGUGCAACGUAUCAGCGAGAAAAAGGUUAAUGCGCAGUCGAAAUCGGCUUCCCCGGCCCGACUGAGCACCUUAUCCAAUAGGGAAUCGCGUAGGGCCAGCAGUGGACUGAGACGAUCCCUGUUCAACAGUAGUAUAAACAGUGGCGAUCGUUCGCUUUCUUCCGUGGAAGAAAGUAACGGAGUGUUGCUAAUGCCGGCUCAGGAUACCGAAGACGACGAAACGCUGGCGAUGGUGACAGCACUGGAAGUGCAUGAAGACAUUAUUGUUCCCAAGAGUGCUGGAAAUGUGGGGGCCAGUCCUAGACGGAGUGGAGAAAAUACCCACGCCGAAGAGUAUCGGACUUUCAGGAACGAUCUUCAGUCAGAGAACUGCGGAACACGGGGACGAGGAGGAAGCAGCGGGCUAACGUGCGAAGAACAGCUGCUGCAGACGGGGAUCAUUAUGGAGGAGGGAACAAGCGGCGGCAGGGUAGCACCGCUUGGGAGUAUCGAUAGCGAUGAUGAGAUCGAAUCACUUCAGAAGUAUCAGGACAGAGGAUUGGACGAUUUGCUAACGACGCUGCGCGAAAACAUCACUUUAUCGGAAAUUGGAACAAUCGACACGGAAUCGGACGCUUUCGUGACCGGAUACGAUACGGUGGAUUUUAUCGGGAAGAGUGGAAACCAGCUGAACUCUACCAUCGACACGGACAACAUUUCGGAGCUGAUGAGUGCACAGGAAUACAGUGGAUCGAAUCUUUCGCCUGUGAAUAGCUCACCAUCGUCGGCGGACAAGAUGCGGUUGAACGGCAGUGAUAUCUACCGGAGUCUGAAGGAUAGGUUGAGGUCUUCGUUCCGAAAGAGUAAGAGAUUCAUCAAAAAUGAGCAUCGAAAGAUCGCGAAUCUAUUUGAUGAGAAGUCGAAUGUAAAGCGAGAAGAAGGCAAUAAAGUGGCGUUCAAUCUGAGUGACUAUCAGCGAAAGUACGAGAGCGAGGUGGAUGCUGAGGAGGUGUAUCAAUCACUCAGCAACGCAGGAUCAUUAGCGGAAUUAAGCAGUCAGUUCCUGGCGGAACUAGUGAAUCAGAUCAAGACGCAGUGCGAUUUGAGGAAACAGUUGAAACAAGCGUUGGCGGUUUGUCGGAACACGAGGGAGUUUGAGUGUUCCUCAGAGCUGAUUGAAGCAGAGCGAUUGAUGUUACUUUCCACCCUGAAGGAGACAGCCGCUCGGAACGAACUAAGCAAGAUCGAUUACAAUGGAAUCAAUGGAAAGGUUUCUCUCGAUAGUAAGAAAAUCGGCCUGGUGGCACUGAAUCAUUUCGAGUUUCCGUUGAAGGAAACUGCCAUGAAUGAUAUGCUGUUCAAUUACUUCUACCUGAUCGUGUGCUCCUAUAAGAACCAGGUAAAGGCCACCCUCGCCAAGGAACGCUACGAGGACAGGGUGUACUUUCGUAAUUGUGAGAUCAAGUUUCACGAUCUGGAGGCUGACUACCGAAUCCGGGUAGAAGUAUACGUGCUGCGACUGCGCAAGAAUGCCCGAAACUAUAGCUUCGAGAGCAAGUACCACUUGAACAAGGACAAUAAAAACCUGUUGGAUUCCCUCCCGAGUCCGGCAAAGCUGCGCAACCCGGCAAAGCUACUAACGCCUCGCUCCAGCUCCCCGAAAAACUUCGACUUUGAUAAUGAAUUUUCCCGCUUCAAAUCGCAAGGAUACAUCACCCUGACCGCGUCCCAUUUGCUCCCAUCGAGUGGCCACCAUCACCAGCACCAGGUGGCCAAUGAACAACUGCUGGACAGCUGUCACCAGUCGCCCUACUACUCGGCAUCGAGUAACUUCCAGCAAAUGGUGCGCAAACAGGGCGAUCACAACAUCUACCUGGUGGAGGACUUCAAGUACCUGCAGCUGGACUCGACGGUGUACAACUCGAAUCUGCUGGGCGGCAUCGGGAUGAGCUUCAAGAGCGAAGUGCUCUUCGCCAACUCGGACAUCAGUGGGUUCCUGACGGUUGGUGACAUCCGGAACGAGCGGAUCGACUGGGGUCGCAAGUGGUGCAAGGUGAACGGAUUUGUGUUGGAAUUUUGGAACUACCCACAGGAAUGUCAAGAGAAGCUCCCCACUCUCCAAAUCGAUCUGACCAAGUGCAUCGGCGAAGAAGUGAAGCUUGCCGAACGAGCGAUCUGUUCACGGCCCCGCACUCUACAGGUGGAGGUAAUUGCCAAGGGAAUCAACAGUUGCAGCAGCAGUGGAAUCAGCAGCUACAAAGACUCCGAUUCGCAUAAUCAAAACUCCGAUCAGCAGCCAUCGUCGUCUCAGGGACAAUCACAGCAGCAGCCACCUCACUCGCCAUCGCAGUCCCAACAAUCGGAGCACACCAGAAACUAUCUCCUCUCGGUGGACACACCGAACGAGCUAAAAAUGUGGCUCAACGAGUUGAAUCGUGUUGUUAAGUUUUUAAAGGAAUGGAAAAUCUAGAUCGAUAAGUUUUACCACGGAAUCGACACUCGUGUGCAAUACAGUUUUUGUUAUGAAAAGGUAGCUUUCUAGUCCCUUUAUCAAAAGGGAGUUUAGCCGUAAGAUUUGAGUCAAUAUUAAGCCACCGCACAGAGAAGCGGAGGAGUGUGAAUCUCAUAGAAAGUUGUUACAUACAAGUGCCUUCAUCCUAACAGAAGAUUUCAGCUCAUAGUUUUAGACAUCGGACAACGCGAUGUGUACAAUAGCUAGGUAGAUUUUGAAUAGUAAUAGUAAUUGCACUACAUUCCACCAGAACAGCACACAGAAUCACUCGACAAUCAUUCCACUGGUAAACAGAAUUGUAAUAUACAAAAGACUUGAACGCAGAACAAUAAUAGCAGCUACUAAAUCGCCUCUAAUCUACUUAGAAGAAUUAUCGAGAAAGGCUUGCAAACAAAAAAUCACACACUAAUCCCAACUCAAUCGAAAUGAUCUCAAUUGGAGGAUUAAUUCUCAUACCACAUAGGUACUAGUAGGUUAUUCUUCUGCUUGUAGUAUUUAGGCUAGCUACAAUCUGAGUCAAAUAUUGUGCACGUUUCUAAGUGUUGUGGGGAAUUCACUACUUACUAGUUUAAAACAGCACUUUCGGCCGUAGAGGCAGGAGUUUUUAUUGAAAAUAUAUCUUACAUUAAAGAUAAAUGAAAAUGAAAAUCAAAUAAUAGCAACAAAUGUCUGGAAUUUACUUUUUUGAUGUUUUAAAAUAAAUUUUGAAAAUUGUUCAUGUUA
Messenger RNA from Aedes albopictus (Asian tiger mosquito), 6882 nucleotides. RefSeq lists its product as uncharacterized. The coding region runs from base 307 to 6117 and encodes 1936 amino acids. Gene Ontology annotation, biological process: mitotic cytokinesis; septin ring organization; actomyosin contractile ring assembly. The transcript is spliced from 7 exons. The record is from RefSeq and is a predicted model, not a curated record. Gene Ontology annotation, cellular component: actomyosin contractile ring. NCBI's taxonomy places the organism in Eukaryota, Metazoa, Arthropoda, Insecta, Diptera, Culicidae.